GUGCUAUACUUGGAUAAGCUUUGCCUUCUGCCCUCCAGUUGCCUGUUUUUAUGUACCGAUGCCGGAUGCGUGAUGGAUAGCCAACGGCGCCAAUAGAAAGCUUAUAACAUCAACCCAAUCGAAGCUUGAUAGUACCUAUCUUCUCGAGAAUCUUGUUCUACGUGUUAGUUGCCCAUUAUGUGAGGGAAGCCGAUUCGGAGUAUGAAAGAGAUCUUGUCGACGUUGAGCUCCGCUGUGUAGUCCUUGGAUUCGUUUUUUCAUCUUCUUAUUGGCACAAGAUUUCGCAAGGAGAAAAUGGUGGUUGUCGGUAGCCGCCCGGCAACGGGAUGUCGCGCGAGUGGGAACGGGAGUCGAAAUGCGAGUCGACCGACGAGUGGCCACUUGACUGGAGAUGAGGUGCGCACAGUUCAUGCUGUCCCUGUUCCUGGCUAUGAACAGCGUGCACGCCAGCUGAGUCGGCCGAACGCAGCGGUUCGUGAAAUAGCGUACACACCCAGCAUGCUGCCGCCAAUGUUCCAACAACAGCGGCCCGCGAGCUCGCCAGCACCGCGGUCUCCGGGGACGGAUUGGUCUUCGGAUUUGCACGACCCUGACAUGCUGGAGGUAGGCGAUGACAUGCUCUACAGUCCUGCUCACCCACGCGGGCAGCCGUUGGGCGGCGAGGGCGAGCUAGACUACGACGAGGACGAGGAUGCCAUACCUGUUGGCGCAGGUGGCGGUCGCGGGCGCCCGCGUCGCAGCCGCAGCGCACGUGGGCGAGGCGGACAGGCGAGCAGCAAGAAGCGGCGCCGUAAGAACGAACUGGAAGCUGCCGCCAAGGUAGACUUGAGAGAACUACUGGGCGCGUCGUGGCAAGGCCGACCACAGUCUCGGACGUCGGAGACCUUUGAGGGCCUUUUUUCGCCGAAAGUGGCAAGAAACUUGCGCUCUGCGCUGGAGACGGUGGAGCGACUGAGUGGAGGCGCUGGAGCGGCUGCGCCAAACGCAGGCGAGGCCGAGCAGCGGAUUUCCUUUCUUUUGCGGCAGAACCCGGGGUUGCGGAAGAAGCUAGAGGAAACAGCAGAGCAUGUCGAUGCGGCCGGCCAGACGAGGCAGGGUCGAGUCCUGGUCACGAGCAAUAUGCUGGUUGCGCCGGCAGCAGGUGGGGGGCUCACAUCCGACGAAGAAGGUCUGGGUCGAGGUGUGCCUUCAGUUGGUGGCCAGCAUCCUCCGAAGCGAGCAUAUCAUCCAGUGGCUGGAGCGGGCUCAGGGGGAGGGCAUGUGAUGCUGACCGAAGUGUACGGGCAGCUGGAGGAGUCCCACCAGGCGGGCACGUUUCCAGCAGGUUUCGGAACGGGGUACUCAGGUACUCUUCCGUCGGCGGGACCCGGAGAACGGGAGCAGAGCUCUCUUUACUUCGCGCAGCACUUGAACAUGAGCAGCGAACAGGAAAACCAGCAGCAGUCCAUACUCGAGCUACAGCGUGUAGGCUCGCAGGGGACGCAGCCCAGUUACGUUGGGCUAUCGGAGGACGACAUCGCUGCAUUCUAUAGUUCAGCUCUACGCACACAUUUGCGGUCACGUGGCGGCCGCGGGCAAAUGUACCAAUACACGGGGAAUCCAGAGACGGUGGACGGCUUGGAGAGUCUAGUGGACCUGAACCAACCUUCUACCGCCUCAGCCCCAGCGCCGUUGCUCGAGCAGGAGGAAGCGCUUGUGGUUUCUGCAGGGGGAGUAGCAUCCAAGGCGGAAGCGACAACUUUGUUAUCUCUUAGUGAAAAAAGUGGAGAGUCUUUCUCAAAAGUUGCAGUGGUGGAUUCCUCAAGUGCUGGCGGUGCCCAAGUCGACCAGUUCCCGCCCCGACCCGCGAGUGCAGACAGCAUAGGAGCUCUAGAUCCUUCUUUGCUGCAGCUCGCAGAGGACACCAGUGCGGCGGACCCGCUCCACACGUCGUCAUUGGGCUUGUCACGCGGUCCGGAGCGUACUGAAGAGAGCGCUUUGGUGCCUGCGCAGGUUGAUGUUGCUGAUCCUCGUGCAGCAGGGAGUGGAGGCGCUGUGACUUGGCCGGAGGACAGCGAGUGGUGCAUGCCAGACGCCUCGCUUACUACAGCGCCGCGCAACAUCGAUUGGAGUCGCGUCGAAGCGCUUAUGGCGUCUAACGGACGGCGAAAGCAGAUCGAGAAGAAAGAAUUGCGUUUGUCGAUUAGCCGUCAGCGGAACCGUGCGAACAAAAUCAAGAUGAUGGCUGAGCUGGAGCGAGCAGCGGAGGUCGCUGCGCAGUGCGACGGCGCUGAGACGUUUCCAACGGUAGUCAAGUCCGCUCGAGAACGCAUCGAGCGCCCGCCGAGCAGAAAUCGGACGUUCGUCACGGAAAAACGAGAAAAGCCUGCACUGAGCAAGGUUCCACUGGCGCAGGAAUUUUCAAGGGCUGAUCUGGGUAGCAAGUGGUUGUUUGAUAGAUAUGCUGUCGUAAGAUGCUGAAUAUUACAUCGUCGUUGUAAUUGUUGAAGGCACAAGCGUUGUAAUUGUUCUGCGGAUAAGCUUGCGAUUCUGCAAGAUACAUAUUGUUUUUGUCUUCUGAAGAGAAAGAGUUUCUUGAAUUCUAAGGCCAAUGAAAUUGUUGAAGGCACCAUAGUGACAAUGACGUCUAGGAUAUUGAAAUCCAAAACGAGGAUUGCAGUGUUAAGCUUGUUGUAUGUCCUGGAGCACUCGGAUAAUUUACUUAGAUUUACCGCGGACUUAUUACCUUGUCACAGGUUUCGCUGAGCCAAAACUGGUCCAACAAAUGCAGGGAUUGUUUUCACCGAAGAGCGCUCCCUACUACCUAGCGAAUGACCGGCUUGAGCGGGAAGAAGGAGACAGACGUGGAGGCAGGUCACGACAAGACGAUGAAACGGAACUUUGGGGUGGCCCCCAACAGCCUGCGCGGACGCUGGCGCCGCCACGAGUCCUGGAAGGCGCUCCACACAACCGCACACGAGCUCUACCUGCGUCAGCUCCACAUUUGGGCGCUGGUAGCAGUGGCACAGCGCCUUUUGUAGACCAUUUUCCGGCGCCGGCACUUGAGGCUCGUGGGUGGACUAUGUUGCCGCGCGAACAACGUCAAGUACGGUUUCGUGAGGAGGUAUCGCAGGUUCUUACACCGCAAGCGUCACCCUCGAGGAUAGAAAGUAGCGCAAUUUUGAGCGGCCCGUCGUGCUCAACCAUCUCUCCACGGCACAAUACCAGUACGCAGCUAGCUGAGAUCCCCGGUGUGCCUUCGAGUUCGCCACAGGAAAGGGCCACACAAGCUGCAGGAGGCGCUCUUCAGCCGAUGUCACCCGGCAGCGCCUCUUCUUACCUGGUCAUGGGCAGCAGCCCCUACGACGCGACAAGUGGCGCACCAUCAUCGUCACGUCCGUCUAGUGCUAUCGGGAGUUCGCCAUCAGCACGGCCAGCGAGCGCGCCAGGUAGUGUCGGACCGAAAAAUAGCGGUACUGCACGGCAGUUUCAAAUCGAGAGAACAGGAGCAAGUCCUCCUCUUCCCCCGGCGUCUCCAGAAUAUACAAAUAUUGGUUCUGGUCCGGUUCUGGGUCUACCGCCCACUGUGCUAGACGCAAACGCCACGCCUCUAGGUACAACGCUGCGGACGCCGUCGACGUCGCCUGCGAAGCGUCCGCAAAUCAACUACAUGAGGCGCCCGCCUAGUGCAGGUGGGGAGCCGCCUAGGCCCAGCAGUAGUCAUUCGCCGCACUCGUCGAGUGGCAAGGCGCAUAGUGGUCGGCAGCCACCUCUCGGCACACCUGAUCUUGCAUUGAUGAGUGCAGAUCGGUUCCAGGCUGAGAGGAAGCAGCAACUCUUGAUGAACCAGCAACAAUCGGGUGUCUACGGGAGCCGAUCCCCGUCACGGUCACCCGGAUUUUCACGGCCACGUCAUUCCCCGAGCGGUAGUGGGCCCCAUUCAGGAAGCCGACCGAGAAGCGGCGCCUCGUCGCGCCCUAGAAGCCGCGGACAAGACUUCGCGCCCCCUGCGCUCGAAGGCGAACCUUUGUCAGCUCGCCUGGAGGCCCUCAGCCAACCGAAGUCGCGUCCAGAAACAGCGAAGACGACACCAAGAGGCCACUUUACGGGACGUCUAGUGAGCGCACGAGGACAUUACGAGGAGGCGCUUGUGCAGUCGGUAUAUCAUAGUCACUGAAGUAGAUGAUGGGCUAUUGACUUUUCUGAACUCAAAGUCAGUGUUGGAAAGCGGGCCCAAUCUCAGUAGAUAGGAAUUACUCAGAUGAUAUAUUAUAAAAAACAAGCUAGAUUAGCGGGUAGAAGUCGUCGGGGAAAUCUGAGGCAGAUCACCGGGGAGAUUAGCAUCGUCGUAAUUACUUCCUGCAACAGAUGACGCCACAAAGACGCGAAUCCCGACCAGGGAGCCGCUUAGAGCGUUCUGGAAACCGAUCCGCAUCAGAUGUGCCUCCCCUAGCGCCUGCUGACGCUCAAAUCGAGUGGACGCGCAACUUUCUGGCUGCGCGAGGCGAGUACUAGACCUUUUAUUUUUGGUUGUGGUGUUUGUGUUUAUUCUGCUUGUGAUUCGAGGAUUUAGAAUUUCAAUUUGGCGUUUGUCCUCAUGACCAUUCAUUUUUUUGUGUCAACAAUCGUGAUUACAACAGAACCGCGGGGCAGGAUGAGAACGAGCCACCGCUUUCUCCUACCCUCUCGGCGAUCGGGCGUAGCGUUCAGAAGGAUUCGCCGCGGCCGGAAAGCCGCGGGUCGAGCAUGCCGCAAAAACUACCACCGAUUGCGUGGAUGAAGAUCCCUCCAUCAGAGGCCCAGCCUCACCAUUUGGGUGUUCCGUCGACUGGUCCUAGUGGGCAGCAGUCGCCCGUAACCAGCAAGUCGCCUAGACUCGAGGUGCCUAACUCAGCAAUACAGCGCAAGGCUGUGCUGGCAGGAGCGGGCAGUCCCAAAAAUAACUCGGCUUCGAACAGUACGUCGCCGUCGGGAUCUGCGGCGGCGUCCCCGCGCUUGAUCACGUCGCCUCGGUUGCUGUCCAAGGGGUAUGUGCGGGCAGCGUCGAGUGUAGAAAAUCCCGAGGGAAAGUCAUUGGCCGCGAUAGUUUCCCAAACGCGGCCGGGUACGCAGAGCUCGGGCAGCAGACCGGGGACGCACGACAGCCGCAAACCGACUUCAGCAGGGACGACGGCAACCUCUUCGCAGCAAGGACUUUGCGUACUGGGAUCGCGCGACGGAUCCUUCGCUACGCGGCCAGAGAGUGCUGGCCUAGGCGCUGAUGGAGAUGGCUACUCUGUAGAAUUUCCGCAUCCAGAAAAAAUCAACGUGGGCGGCGACGGAGCUGGAGGUGGUGUUGUCACGUCAGCCGGCGAGUCGAGUGUCGACCAGCCCAUGAUGCUUAGCCAGUACAACUUUGCUUCAUAUGGACAAAACGGUGGAAAGAAGAAGGCCGAUGAGUUGCGUUCUGUCGGCACUGUUUUCGUGUCACCCACGAAGCGGCAGCUGCCGACUGAGGCUCUUCCACCGCGCAAUUUCAUAACGUCAAGGGAUCAUCUUCCGCUUCCCUCCAGCAUGGGUCUCUUGGGAGAUACUGUGACGCCGGUCUCUCCCCGCACGAAAUCGGCUGGGUCGCCCCUCGAAAAUCUGGAGUACGAUACCAUUUAUCGUCAGCGACAGGCACGAUCUCACAAGAUAUCGGAGCUCGUCUCGAAGGAGAUCAGAAAGAAGACGCGCCCAGUGCACAUGCUCGACGGAGUUGGAAAGGAUAGGGGUACUUCAUCUGACGGUAAAUGAGUCCACUUAACAAAUAUCAAGAAUGGAAAUGAAGUAUACUAUGAACUAAGAAUAACUACAGGUAGACUAAGCAAACUAAGAAUAACUGCUCAUCAUUUAUUCGCUCCCCUUCACGACCAGUUGGAGCCGACGAUGAGAAGAUUCAACGAUAUCUGCAAUUUCCGCUUUAUCGUCGCCAGCCAAACCCGGUGGAAUUGGAGCACGCGGUGGAGAUGGACCUUUGGCUCCAUCGAAGCUGGAAUAGAAAGGACCGCUGGGAGAUGAAGGUGGAUCCUGUGGACCGUUUCUUAGCUGGAAAAACACAAAGGAAACGACUCUAG
Messenger RNA from Amoebophrya sp. A25, 6074 nucleotides. The record is from the annotation of a GenBank genome assembly. NCBI's taxonomy places the organism in Eukaryota, Dinophyceae, Syndiniales, Amoebophryaceae.